AUGGGGCGAGUCAGGACCAAGACGGUGAAGCGCGCGGCGCGCCAGAUUGUGGAGAAGUACUACGCAAAGUUGACUCUGGACUUCCAGAUCAACAAGAAGAUUGCAGAAGAAGUGGCGCUCAUUCCCUCGAAACGAAUCCGCAAUAAGGUCGCCGGCUUCGUCACUCACCUGAUGAAGCGCAUUCAGAAGGGGCCUGUACGCGGCAUUUCGCUUAAGUUGCAGGAGGAAGAGCGCGAGAGGCGGAUGGAUUUCGUUCCUGAAAAGUCUGAACUCGACGUUGCAACGAUUACAAUCGAUCAGGACACCGAUGAAAUGUUGCAGGCUUUGAAUAUUUCGCUGCCAAAUGUUACUGUAGCCACAGCACACAGAGGAGGGAUGGGGGGUCGCCCCAUGCGCUCGUAA
Molecule: messenger RNA, 402 nt
Organism: Eimeria acervulina
Lineage: Eukaryota; Apicomplexa; Conoidasida; Eucoccidiorida; Eimeriidae
Product: 40S ribosomal protein S17, putative
Exons: 4
Coding region: 1-402 (133 amino acids)
Biological process (GO): translation
Cellular component (GO): ribosome
Molecular function (GO): structural constituent of ribosome
Source: RefSeq, a predicted model, not a curated record